Messenger RNA from Triticum dicoccoides, 732 nucleotides. Its product is annotated as sphinganine C4-monooxygenase 1-like. The record is from RefSeq and is a predicted model, not a curated record. Lineage: Eukaryota; Viridiplantae; Streptophyta; Magnoliopsida; Poales; Poaceae. The transcript has 3 exons. The coding region runs from base 1 to 732 and encodes 243 amino acids. Gene Ontology annotation, biological process: lipid biosynthetic process. Gene Ontology annotation, molecular function: oxidoreductase activity; iron ion binding.
AUGGAGCUCGUAUUCUCUGAUGAAGCCCUGGCCAUUGUCGUCCCCAUAGCUGCCUACUGGGUCUACUCCGGCAUGUACAUGGCGCUUGGACGGUCCAUGGACCAGUACAGGCUACACCCAAGGGAGGAGGAGCGCAGCAAGAACCUCGUGCCCAAGCGCGACGUCGUCAAGGUCGUCCUCCUCCAGCAGCUCCUGCAGGCCGCCGUCGCCGCCACCGUUUUCACGCUGGGAGGCGAAAUCCCCGCCGCCGGCGAAUCACGGCAGCGGACGACCUGGGCCAUCUGCCUGACGGUGGCGCUGCAGAUCGCUGUGGGCAUGGCCGUGCUGGACGGGUGGCAGUACGCGUGGCACCGGUACAUGCACCGCAACAAGUUCCUGUACCGGCACGUCCACUCGUGGCACCACCGCCUCGUCGUGCCCUACGCCUUCGGCGCGCAGUACAACCACCCCGUGGAGGGCCUCCUCCUGGACACCGUCGGCGGUGCGCUUGCCUUCCUCGCCUCCGGCAUGUCGCCCCGCGUCUCCAUCUUCUUCUUCACGCUCUGCACCAUUAAGGGCGUCGACGACCACUGUGGCCUGUGGCUGCCGGGGAACCCGCGCGCCGGCAGAUACAACUUCUCGCAGCCCUUCUUUGUGACGUGGGACAAGGUGUUUGGGACGCACAUGCCCUACGUCGUCGAGCACAGGCCCCAAGGAGGGCUCCACGUUCGGCCCAUGGAAGCCCUUAGCUAA